AUGAGCAGUGUCAACUCACCUCUAUCCUCUGACAUAGACAGUCCAUCCAUGCUGAUUCAAGACCUCAAGCAGCCUAUGGACGUAGCUGAGUACCUUUUUCGCCGGCUGCGCCAGGCCGGAGUGCUCUCCGUCCAUGGCCUUCCUGGAGACUACAACCUAACAGCCCUGGACUACCUCCCAAAGUGUGGUCUCGAAUGGGUUGGAAAUGUAAACGAGCUCAAUGCUGGCUAUGCUGCCGAUGGCUACGCUAGGAUCAAGGGCAUCUCGGCCCUCGUCACCACCUUUGGCGUUGGUGAGCUAUCAGCCAUCAACGCUAUCGCUGGAGCCUACGCAGAAUGCGUCCCAAUCGUCCAUGUCGUCGGCUAUCCCUCAACGGUCGCCCAAAAGAACGGACUACUUCUUCACCACAGCCUCGGUAAUGGCGACUUUGGCGUAUUUGCAAAGAUGAGCCGCCAUAUUUCCUGUUCUGUAUCGAUUCUGGAGGACGCUCGCGAGGCUGCUAGCCUAAUUGAUGAUGCUAUUAGGAAGUGCUACACCCUGUCGCGUCCUGUCUAUAUUGCUCUACCCACCAAUGUUGUCCAGAAGAAGGUUGACGGCGAGAGGUUGAAGGUCCCGCUAGACCUCGCUCCUCCCGCGAAUCACACGGAAGCGGAAGAGUACGUCGUCAACGUCAUCUUGGAGAACCUCCGCUCUGCCAAGAAUCCUGUCGUUCUCAUCGAUUUACUCAGACAUAGAGCUGUGGCUGAGGCCUAUAGGUUUGUCGAAAAGUCGGGAAUACCAACUUUCGUUACACCCAUGGGUAAGGGCGCUAUCAAUGAGAGCUUGUCGAACUACGGAGGUGUAUACGCUGGAGAUGGCUCAAGCGCUGGUGCUCGUGAGCGCGUCGAGCGUUCAGACCUUAUCCUCAACAUUGGUGCUUUCCAGUCCGACUUCAAUACCGCCGGUUUUACACAUCGGACCCCUCGGCACAACAGUAUCGACUUCCACAGCCACGGAGUGACUGUUAGAUAUUCAGAGCACCCCGGCGUCAACAUGAACGGCGUUCUUUGUAAACUCACCGCUAGAUUGUGCGAGCUGGAUAUCGAGACCGGGUCCGUUCCAAGCAACAUCACUCCGGCAGAGGCGGUCGAGAGCUCCGAUCCGGUCGAGCGCCUUGACCCGGUCAUCACUCACGCCUGGCUCUGGCCAAGGCUUGGCCAGUGGCUCCGACAAGGCGACGUCGUCGUCACGGAAACCGGCACUGCCAACUUCGGCAUUUGGGGGACCCGCUUUCCAAAUGACGUCGUCGCCAUCUCGCAGGUGCUGUGGGGCAGCAUCGGCUACGCCACCGGCUGCGCGCAGGGCGCUGCUCUUGCUGCUCGGGAGCUCGGCCGCGGGCGCGAGCGCGUCAUCCUCUUCACCGGCGACGGUUCCUUCCAGCUGACGGCCGUGGAAGUGAGCACGAUGAUCCGCCACAACCUCAACCCCAUCAUCUUCGUCAUCUGCAACCACGGCUACACGAUCGAGCGCUUGAUACACGGCCGCGAAGCAUUCUACAACGACAUUGAAGAAUGGGAUUACAAAAUCCUGCCUGCCGCCUUUGGCAAGUCUGAACGCUUCGAGACCUACCAAGUGAAGACCAGAGAUGAGCUUGAGAUGCUGUUCGCUGACGAGAGUUUCGCCACGAGUAAGAAACUCCGCCUUGUUGAGCUGUACAUGCCGAGUGAUGAUGCCCCUCGAGCAUUGAUUACGACAGCCGAGGCUGCUGCCAGGCGCAACGCUCAGUCUGAUUGA
Messenger RNA from Lasiodiplodia theobromae, 1773 nucleotides. Its product is annotated as Thiamine pyrophosphate enzyme TPP-binding protein. The record is from RefSeq and is a predicted model, not a curated record. The coding region runs from base 1 to 1773 and encodes 590 amino acids. The transcript has 3 exons. Gene Ontology annotation, molecular function: carboxy-lyase activity; thiamine pyrophosphate binding; magnesium ion binding. NCBI's taxonomy places the organism in Eukaryota, Fungi, Ascomycota, Dothideomycetes, Botryosphaeriales, Botryosphaeriaceae.